UAGACUCUCAACAACUUCUUUCAAUCAUAACUAAUGUCUUUAAAAAACGUGAGGUGGAGAGCGAUGGCGUUAAGAGAUGCAAAUAUUCCAGAUUUAUACUCCACCUUAAGGAUAAAGAGGGUGCCGGAACAGUUAUAAAACAACUAGAGAGUGUAUUUAGUCUUAAUAAAGAUCCAUUUACUGCUCAACUGAUAGCAAGGUUUUAUAUUGAAAUUAAGGAUUGGACCAGCGCCGAGAAGUGGGCGUUAAAGGCUAUAAACAUGCGCCCUGACAGCUCUUUUCUCUGGGACACUUAUGGCCAGGUUUACAAAAGUCAACUGUUUGACAAAACCACAAUGAAAACUGUAGAUGCACGCGAUGUUUUGAAAGGGAGUGAAAUCCACGAACUAAUUACUCUAACAAAUAAUUGUCUUACAGCGUUUAGAAAAGAACAACAGAUUAGUGAGCGGGAGACUUCAACAUUUGAAGAGAACAAUUUUGCUGGAUAUUUUGGUGAACUUAGAGCUAUUGUAAUGCUAUUGAAUCUAUUAAGACUGUCCCCGUGUUUUAAAGGAGAUAACACAUUGCACACGUUUUUAGUUGAUCGUCAUUUCAAACCAGCGGAGUUAAACUUUCUCUCCGAAACGGAAUGCACCUUUCUAAAAACGCUGGAGAGCUCUUCAAAAGACGCCAUGCGUCGUCUUGACGAUGAGUAUCUUCAAAUGAAAGAAAACAAGUUGGUG
Messenger RNA from Lymnaea stagnalis (great pond snail), 722 nucleotides. The record is from the annotation of a GenBank genome assembly. NCBI's taxonomy places the organism in Eukaryota, Metazoa, Mollusca, Gastropoda, Lymnaeidae.